Neospora caninum is the source of this 1380-nucleotide messenger RNA. Its product is annotated as srs domain-containing protein. Bases 1 to 1380 code for a protein of 459 amino acids. Lineage: Eukaryota; Apicomplexa; Conoidasida; Eucoccidiorida; Sarcocystidae. Gene Ontology annotation, cellular component: membrane. The record is from RefSeq and is a predicted model, not a curated record. The transcript has a single exon.
AUGCGCCGCCAGCGAACGCAGGAGAGUGUGGCUGACCCGCUGCGGCUGGCGACUGAUAUUUUUUUAGAGACCAGGAUACGAUUCUCAUUCGAUGCUGAUCUUGAAUCUUCACUCCAGUGUGCGUGGCAGUCUUCCGCAUUUCCUGGUUUGGUAUAUUCAAUUCGACGCCCACCUGUGUCAAUCGCUUCGAAGAUGGUGAACCCGGGGAGAAUGCAGCGACGCCGUGGAGGGUGGAAGUCGCAGGCUCGUAAGCUGAUGGCGGUGUGCGUGGGCGGAGUUUUGUUGAUCUCCAGCGGAGAGGCAGUGCCAGAUCAACCGCGUGAAGGGCUUUUGCGUCGGAAUUUGCAAGAUGCAUUACGUAGGACAGGCACUCUAAGUGGACCGGAAAUCACUGGUCAAGUUGCCACGUGCAGAUUGCAACCCGCCAAAGGAAAAGGAGAUGUUGCUGCAGCCACUGCGGCUUUGACGCUGUCGAAAGAAAAUCUGAGUGUUACUUUGCAGUGUUCGGGUAACAAAAACGCAGCGGUACCAGAAGAGCUGGAGCAAGUUUGUAAGGCAACAACGACGGCCGCAAAAGUGGCCGAGUGCAAAACAAACAGCCCAAAAGAAAAACAGAUCACGCUGAAAACAUUGCUUGGCACAACCCGCAGUAUCCAGUGGGAAAAGACCAACAACAGCGACAAUCAAGGCGAAAGGCGGACGUUGACUCUCCAGGAGUCCGACCUUCCCUUAACCGACAAGGCCUUCUUCGUUGGGUGUGACGAGAACAAUCAGGAACGGGUGCAGGGCCAGACAGAGUGCAAAGUCAACGUCAACGUGAAAGCAAGAGCUUCUUCCGUCGGAGACGGCAACGUUGUCACUUGCGCAUACGGCAAGGACAGCAAUCCUAAGCCCUUGGAGGUGGAGAUGUCAACAGAGAACAACGCGCUGACAAUUGAUUGUGGUUCCGAGGGCUCGUUGUAUCCUACGACAGAGAGCCACACUGAAUACUGCGAUCCACGAAACAAAGACGUGCAGAAUUGCACAAACAAGUUUGUGGAUAUUCUGCCUACGUUCGUGACCAGCUGGUGGACAACGGGGCCAACGGAUAAUUCUGAUAAGCUGACAAUUCCGGAGACGGACUUUCCGGAAACAGACCAGCAGUUCCGCCUGACCUGCGUCCCCAACGAGUCUACAGCGCCUCCAGCAGCAAAAGCUGUAGUAGUAGGGAAGGGUGACGAUGAGAGCCCUGAACAGGCUGGUGCAUCCACGUCAAACUGCAGUGUGAUUGUGACUGUUAAGACAUCAAACUUGACUUCGAUAGCAUCUUCAACUGCGCAAAUUGCAGCGGUAGCCGGAGGCGUGGCCGCGCUAACAGGAUUCCUCGUGAACACUUUUUGA